Molecule: messenger RNA, 8986 nt
Organism: Odontomachus brunneus
Lineage: Eukaryota; Metazoa; Arthropoda; Insecta; Hymenoptera; Formicidae
Gene: Enoph
Product: enolase-phosphatase E1-like
Exons: 11
Coding region: 360-4139 (1259 amino acids)
Cellular component (GO): nucleus
Molecular function (GO): zinc ion binding; acireductone synthase activity; magnesium ion binding
Source: RefSeq, a predicted model, not a curated record
CAGGUAUCAUGAAAUGUACGAUAUUAUUCCAGUAGUGAAUAACACGAUACGACGCCGAUUGUAUUGUUACCUUGUCAGAAUAUUUUAUUUAUACUGUAUUUCAAAUAAAAUAAUCAAUAAAAUGUAUAUAUAAAGAUGUACGAGUAAAAAUAUAAGAUGUGAAAAUAUUACUAACGAUUCAUGAAAUGAAAUAUUCAAGGCAGUGAGAUAAAAACAUCGAAGACAUACAUAACCUCAAAAGCCCAUUGAUGCUAAUAUUCAAAAGGGAUGUGUGUAUUUGUGUGAAAGACGUUAUUUUUAAAGAAAGAGAGAGAAAAAGGAAACAUCAAGAGAUAUCUGUGUAUAAUAUAUAAAUUAAGAUGGAUGUACUAAGUGAUACGCUAACAUGCCGUUUGUGUUGUAUCAAACUUGAGAAUAAUAGAUUAAUAUAUAUCUUCGAAGAAGAGACUGAUUUGGUACAGAAAAUAUAUGACACUUUGUCACUCAAGGUCUCACCAAAUGAUGAUCACUCAGAAUACAUAUGCUUUGAUUGUUACAAAAAGGUUACCAAGCACUAUGACUUUAUGCAAAAUGUUUUGAAACUAUCAGAAAAUAAUGUUAGUACAAUAAGAAACCACUCCUUGUGUGAAUUGAACAGAAACGAAAAAAUAGAAAUAAUUUCCAGAGUACACAACGACAUGAUAUAUACAUGUCCAAAUUGUAAUGUAGAUCUGAUGAUCAUAAUAAACAGCAAUCCUGACGAUUGCAAUGCUGCACUUCAAAUCUCAUUAACUGCAAUCGAUCAGAUAGAAAAAUCGGUAGAAGAAGAUGACAUGCAAAUAUCUAAGGACACAAUAGAUCAUAAUAACACCUGUAUAGAGAAAUCAGAUAUAGUAGACAAUGAAACGGGAUCAUCAUACGUUGUUGUAAAUGAUGGCAUCAGAGAAAUUUGUGAAAGUUCAUUGGUCCUACAAGAUGAUAAUUGUUUAAGUACUUAUAUUACAUUUCCAAAUGGAAAGGUAUCACAUGAAAUGAAUGAGAAUAUAAAGAAACAAUACCAAGAAAAUGUUAUUCUUGAGAAAAACAGCCCUAGCAAAUUGCAAAAAUUAAAAAUGAAAGCAGAUACCACACAAGAUAAGCUGGAUGAAAAUUUGCUAAGCCCUGAUUAUGAUGAAAAUGAUUUGAUAAAAAUCGAGUCAAUAAACGAUAGCGUAGUAGAUGUAAAUAUGGAAAUAGUAAACAAUGACGCAAAUGAUUUGGUGAAAAUUGUGUCAACGAAUGGCAGCGUGGAAUGGCUUGACGAGGAAGUGGACGGCAAAGAGGAUGACAGUACGGCGUAUACGUCGGAAACCGAAAAAGAACGCAUCGAUGACGAUUCUGCUAAAUGCGAAGAUGUCGAUAUUAAAGGCGGCCCGAGAAUUGCAUGCAACUUAUGCGGAAUACGUUUCAUUUCGCAAAUGAAGUACGAGUUUCACAUGGAAAGACAUGAGCAAAACAAAAUGGACAAGUUCAUCUGCACAAUAUGCGACAAAGAGGCUAGCAGCGAGAGCUUACUGUGGGAUCACUAUUUUCACGCGCACAAGAGUUGCAUACGUCAUUCCUGCGUGCAAUGCGGCAAGGUGUACGCGAGAAAAUCAAGACUAAAAAGUCAUCAGAAGAGAUACAAGCAUUUCGGUAGCAAGGAAUUACAUUUCGAUAUAAUUGAAACAAGCGCUGCUCAACGGAAUAUGUUCAAAAAGCGAAUAGUAAAUUGCAGUCUCUGCAGAGAACCAAUAACAGACUUAGAUCCAAAGGCAAUCAACGACCUGGUGACGUGCGCCGCUUGCGAGGACGCCUCCUUGUCGCUCAUGGUCGAUGGUAUCGAGAUGAAGAUAUACACCGCUAUCAAUCCUACGGUCGGGGACGUGUCGUUCGUAGAAAUGGCCGGGGAAAAGCGCAGCCAGGAUCAGGAGGAGACCUUAACCGCGAGCAUAGUGCUCGUCGACAUCGAGGGCACCAUCACAAGCAUCAGCUUCGUGAAGGAUACCCUGUUCCCUUACGUGCGUCAAAAUUUGAAAAAUUAUAUCGAGUCAAAAUGGGAGGAUCCGGAGUUCAAGCAGGAUUAUGAAAAAUUGAAAGAACAGGCGAAAAAAGACGAAGAAGAAAAAAUAGAUGGCUUUGUAGCAAUUAUUAAUGAUAAGCCUGAAGAAGAAAAGAAUUCAGUUUUAAAGAAUAUAUUAUGGCAAAUGGAUAAUGAUCGCAAGACUGGUGCAUUGAAGCAAUUGCAAGGACAUAUGUGGCGUCAAGCAUAUGAAACAGGCGCAAUUAAAGCUCACGUUUACGAAGAUGUCCCUAAAGCGCUUGAAUCAUGGGCGAAUGAAGGCAAAAAAAUAUAUGUCUAUUCAAGUGGCAGUGUUGAAGCGCAGAAACUACUUUUUGGACACACUGAGCAUGGAGACAUGCUUAAGUAUUUCAGUGGUUACUUCGACACUGAAGUAGGUGCAAAGCAAGAAACUGACAGCUACAAAAAUAUUCUAAGCAAAAUCAAUGAAAAACCAUCCAAUAUUGUUUUCCUUACUGACGUUGUAAAAGAAGCUGCAGCUGCCAAAGAAGCAGGUCUAUCGACAGUUAUCGUAAUGCGUGAGGGUAAUGCCGUUAUAACUGAUGAAGAAAAAGCUACGUUUACAACUAUCAACUCUUUCUUGGAUUUGACAUUUCAAACAUCUGCAAAACGACAAAAGUUAGAAACGGCGGUUGAAAAAGUCGACGAAGGUAUGACUGAUGUCAGUGAGCCAAUGGAUACUUCUGAGGAUGUAGAAAUGACCGACGUCAGCGAUAAAAAGGUCGAAAAGGAUGAGGCGAAGGAAAAAACCGAAUCAGAAAAGACUGAGCAUGUAAAGAGUCAGUCGUCGGAAGACGCUUCAACUUCCUCAGCACAAAAAGAAGAACCAAUGGUAGUUGUAAAAGAUUCUUCAAAUAUUGAACAGAAAACUCUGGCUUCAGAAACGAAAGAGACUGAUGUAAAAUCUGAAAAUACAAGCGAGAAAAUGGACUCCUCUGAGAACAUAGAACAACCUGAAAAAGAUGAUAUCGCAACGUCAGUUGUCAAAGACAGCGAUAAUGUCGCUGCGUCAGAAAAGACUGAAGAAAAGUUAGAUACAGUCGCAACUGAAGUUACUCCCGUUACCGAUGACUCGAUGGAUACGUCCGUGCCAGAGUCUGCAUCAAAGUCUGAAAAUGCUCUCACGUCUACUGAGAAAAAGACUGAAGAAUCCGCGGAAGUCGCGAAAGACGCGAAAGAUACACAGUCCGAGGUUGUCGAAAAAACUCAAACGAUCGAAAAUGAUAAAAAGGCGGAUGAAGUUGGUCCAGAAACGAAAAUUUCUGACAAAAAUGUUGCAGACAAAUCUGAAGAAUCUUUGACAACGGAGAAGAAGGAUGAGAUAAAGGAAGAGUCAAAAACUGUUUCCGGCACAUCCGAAAGCGAAGAAGUUUCGGCAAAAAGUGGACAAGAAGAAGUAGCCAAAAUAGAGACGACUGUAACAGACGUUACUGAAAAUGGAGAAACUACAGAGAUAGCUACGGAGAAAACUACAGUGCCACCAACAGUGACAGAACCGGAAGCAACAACCAGCACGACAGACGCGAAAAGAGAAGCGUCUAAGUCGAACGAAGUAUCCCAAGAAAAGAGUGUAGAAGUAACCGCAGAACCUGAGAAAGCUGAUGAAAAGACGCCACAAGGCGUGGAAACUGAAGAGACAGUGGUGGCGACUGACGCCGAAAAAUGCGAGAACGAAGCUUCGAAGAUGGAACCAACAAACGAGACAGUGAAAGAAGAGAAUGUGGUGGACGUAAAGGACAAAAAUACAGUGGAUUCGGAAAAGCAAAAACUCAACGGUACCACGCAAAACGGAAAUACGGAGGUGCCAGUGUUGGACGACAAAUUGCAUAGUAACGGACUGAACGAGGGGCCGUCGAAGGAGACUACGAGCGAAGACGCGGCGGCGGCGACGGCAGCGGCGACAGCAGCGGCGACGGCAGCGGCGCAAAAUGGCGAAGCCGAGAGUUCGUCGGAAAGUAGUGCGGAGUCCAUAAAAGUUAAAAAGGUCGUCGAUUCCGCCGUGGCCGACGGUGCCGGAGAACCCGAUGUUGUUCCUCCUGUAGUCGUAGCGACGUCUUAACUUUGUUCUUAUACAGUUUAAGGAGCCCUUCAUGCAUAACCCCAGUCCACAAGUACUUAUUCGCAGGUAUAAACUGAUAAACUGAUAAAUUGAUUCCAUAUACUUUACGUAAAACGUACCACGUCGAAGAUGUAACGCGCUAUUUAAGAUGCAGUUCGUAAAACUACCGUUCGUUUCGGCGACUAUAACGAGACAAAAAAAGAGGAUAGAAGGAUAAUACGAAAGACGCAGCGUAUUUCAGAUUCGAUUGUCCUUUAGAUGUUAUGAUAGCUGUAUAUUUUACUUUUCUUCAUGAUGGCUAACUUCUAUUUGUAUGGUACUGAUGUCGUUAACGUUUUAUGUUAACUCAUAUGUACGCCGAGUGAUACUGCCCUAUAUCACAAAAACCAGCUUCUAUCGUUAGUUUUCUCGCGUUUGCUUUCUCCGGUAACGAUCUGCCUUCGAUCAUUGCGACGGUUUUUACAAGCGAAGGCAGUGACUUAUUAUAAUUAAACACGCAGAACUCUCUUAGCUGUAAUCUCGCGCGUGAUCGGUCUAGAAGUAAUCGAACGUAUCAUCCCCGUUGUAAUCGAUUACUACGUGUUUUUGAGUCUUUUUUUUCAAAUACUACUAUUACUCUUGACAACACACAAGUACUGACAUCUUUUUUAUACCGCCUAAACAGAAUUGAUUAUACGUGGAAACUGAUAGCAUAGGUAAUUCCAACAUAGUUGCAGUACGUUAAAAUGUCGACUGUAUCUGUGCCAAAUGAAUUUGACGGUUUGUGAAGUCCCUCUCUUGCUUCCUUGUUUUGCAUCUUAGACUUUUUUUCUCUUAACGAUAUAAUGUAUGAUAUUAAGAAACCUGGUAGAUGUCUUGUUGCUGCAACACAAUCAAACGUUGACUUAAUUAUUUCUUAAGACUGAAUUGGUAACUCCUCGAACAGUCGCUGACUCUAGAUUAUAUUAUAGAUUUUUGUCGCAUGUAUAACUCACUCUUAACUUUGUAAACUGACAAACAAUGCAUUUCGAGUCUAACUCGAAAUUGUUAUUGUAAAUACAUCGCACAGUGAACUUCAGUCGAUUAUGUUAGUUUUGCUCAUCGCGUUUUUGUUAAAAUAAUUAGGAUUUCUUUUUGAAUAUUAGCGCUUCUUGCAUCGAUACGCCACCGUUUUGUCUGCCUAACAUGGUUCGCGUAAUGUCACUUUCUUAAUGACGUUGACACAGAAUCGUUAACGAGUUACAUCAUGAAAUGUCAUUCGUCGAAGAAGUUUAAAAAGCUCUCUUUUACUUUCAGUUAGUAUCAAAGCAUUUCGCGAUUUAGUUCGCAAUUGCUCAAUGUAAGAGACGAAUGACUCUCGUUGAUUAUACGAGUAGUAUAAUCCGGCUCAGUGUUAGUAAUUUGUGGUGUUUUCGUAUUAGUGAUGUGUCGAUUAAAUAAGAUCAAUUUUUACGUUUGUGAUUAAACUUUAUAGAAAUAUAAAGUAUGAGAAUUAUAUUACUAAAAUCUUGAUUUUUUAUUCGUGUAAUCAAUCGGACACAUUCUCUUCUAUAUUAAAUCACGACGUGAUUUCGAAACACUCGUGGAAGAGCAUAUCGAUUCGUAGAUUUACUCUGUCAUUCCUGUAAACUAUUGAACUAAACUAUUGAACUAAAUAAUUGAAUGUUUGCACUGAGUCUACACGUAUAACUUUUACAUCAUUGCUUUGCAUAUAACCUAAGUAGGUAGAGACCCUUGGUUGAAUAUUUUUUUCGCUGCCUGCCUAACAUGAGAAUUGUUCGAUUUCUCUCAAAGUUUCUUUCGAUGGCUUCUCUCGAAAAAGAAAAUUAAAUUUAUUCAUCUUUGAUGAAUAAAUUACAAAAGAAACAUGUAUAUAUAUAUAUAUGUGUAUGUCAUGCACAUAUAUAUAUUUAUAUAUACAUAUAUAUAUUUAUGAUUUUCAAAUGUUGAAAUUUUGAAAAAUUCAACAGUGAAAAGUGAUUUGGGAUUUAAAUUGUCUCAGAGCAAAAAUAAAAGUAAGCGUCUACAAGGACUUUUUUAUAUUGGGAGAAAGAAGAGAAGAAAACUUUAGUAGAGAGAGAUGAGCAGCGGCAAGUAAACGCUGCUUUGUAUCGUCUAGUCACUUAAAUUAUGUGCGAAGCGCUAAUGUAUGGACAUUACGUGUAGACUUGCCUUCUUUUAUGCUCAAUGUUGUUUUAAAGCCGCCAUUAUGGAAACGAUACUAGAAAAUCACGAUAACAGCGGUUGAAGUGAGAUCGCACUCUCGGCAGAGAAUACUUUUAAUGCUGUUUAUUAUGUCCAUUCCUGUUAAAUUGACUGUGAUUUAAGGAUAUUCAUAGAAAUAGGUUUCUCGAAAAGAUUUGUUAUUAUCGGUUAUUAUUGUAAUCGCGGACAGUCGCUUUCGCCGAGUGAUAUAUAUUCCUUUGCGAUUAUUAUGUUUCAUUCGGAUUAGCAUACUCCCGUCUAGUCGAAGUUCGCAGGCGGAGACUUCUAUAGAUCGAUAAGCGAUUUCGCGUCGUUCGCAUAUCUUCGUCAACUGUGCUAGGGAGACGCGAUGAGACAAAAGAAAGAAACGCACGUUCGGUGUGCAUAUGUGUCUCGUAAAUGUGCGUACAAUAGAGCGAAUGUGAAAACCGACAUGAACAAGCCAAGAAUAAUACUUUGAUACUUUACGAUAUAUACUCCUGACAGACCUCGCAUAUUUUAUUUAUAUAAGUCGUCUUCUCGGAGAGGUGUGGACGGUUCGAUACUUGCGACGAUCAUCCUCGCCACUACAUCAUCUCGUCUCGAAGUAGUCAAGAAAAAGAGCAAACUCUCGUGCUUCACCGCCUCAUAUCACCAGGCUCGACGUCACCGUUCACCGAAGCACCGAUCAUAGCUCGAAGAUCAUCGAUUGAUCAUCUUCACGCUCUCGCUCCAUCGGCCAUCCCAUCGAAUGUACAUCAAUGAAAUACUCGCGUCGGUCUCCGAUCGCACGUUUUCAAUGAUGAUUUUUAGAUCCGCGGAAGCACGAAAAGGAGAAGAAGGAAAUAUCAUGCACCAUGAAUCGCAGAUUGAUUGGAAAAUCAAACAUCGGGAAGGGACACGAACUCUUUCUGCCCGUCGACUGUUCAUCGAUACGUUUAUCGCACACUAUGAAAGCCGACAAACUGCCAUUGUUACGACUGACAUAGGUCAAACUCGAGGAUGAGAUGACGAUGUACUCGAGGCCCUUUUCGGCUGACUUUCACGACAUCGCCUAAAAUCAUCACCUCCAUAUCAUUCAUACUAGUGUUGCGUCAAUAGUCGGAGGGCCGAAGCGCACAUUUUCAUCGUAUGCUCGAGCACGAAUCACGCUCAAUUCUCAAUCAUGAUUAUUCCCGCGUGUCCUUCGUGUGAUUCUUUAACGCAUUCAAUGCCGCAUCGUUCGCGCCGUUGACCGGCCUUGUAACCAACGGAAUACAAAAAGAACUAUAUGUAUAUUCACAUUAUAUAUAUAUAUGUAUAUUUAGAAAUCUGCAAUAUACAAUAUAGAGGAAGUAUAUUAAAGAAACUAACAUCAUUGUGUUUGUAAAGAACGAUGUUUACUUGCGUUCAACUUGCGAUUCCUAAGGUGUACAAUCUCUAAUCAGGCUUCCGCGAAAUUAAUCAAAAUGCAUGCGGCAUGGAAUGCUUUAAAUAUUAGCAACAGCUGAACUGAUUCGCCGAGUUCCGAAUGAUACGAAAUUACGAAUUAUGAGCGUGCGAAACCCGAUGCGACACUGCCUCGUUAUUUAUUACAUUGCGACAAAAAGAAUGGCCCGAUUAAGAUCCAUAUCAAUCUCCCCGUAUUACCAUUAAGGGUCGGAUUACGUUUAUUAUAUGACGCGUGCAACAUGAUUCUGUAGUCUUGCGAUUUCUAAAUAGGUUUUACCGAUUACAAUUUUGGCGAAAAAAUAACGACCGAGAAUCCCGAUGCAUCGCGUUUCUACGGUCGUGAAACCCGCAGGAGACUACCGUCUUUUGAAUGCAUUAAGAUUACGAACGAGACGAUCGAACGAAAUCCAACGUACUACUAACACGAAUAACCUCGUAUUCAUUAGCGAUAUUAUUGUUUGUAAUUCAUUGGCUAUAUUAUCUCUAAUACAUCGAUAUAAUUGUAGGAGAGACGUAAGGACUUUAUCGAUACUUUCUAAUGGUAACUUUCGAGGAUAUAGAUGUUCCCGCAGGAAAUUGAAGAGUAGAAAUUAAAUAUCAGCUGUGUGUCGCGACCUAUAAUUGGAAUUAUAAUUGGAAUAAAGGGGAUGUUUCAUGUUUACAGAAAUGCUUGUUCAUCAAUUUAAUGCAUUAUGAGGUAUCGUCUUAAACAUACGUAACAUUUUAAGACACAAAGUCAAUAAAAUAUCUUUAAAAAAUGUGAAAUUUUCUUCGCACGACCGGGGAAUAUCGAUUUUAAAUAUUCCAUAUCGAGUCUCUUUGGCUGAUAUUUAAUUUCCAUUCUUCAAUUGUUCCUACGAGCCCGCUUCUUCGCAUUUCCCCUUGUUUUCUUUUCUACUUUUUCUCCUCUUUCUGCCCUUUCCACUUGUAUUUUCCUUCAUUUUUUUCGGCGGAUCGCUUUAUAUUUUUCACGAGGGAGGAUUAAUAGUUACGGUCAUUGUCAUUUGGUGUUCUUGCAAAUAUCGAUAUGUGUGUGCAUUAAGUUGUGAAAAUACGAGCGAUUUAGUGUUUGAUUUAAUUUGAUAUUUGAUCGCAACGCAUCGAUCAUGCGAUCGAUAGAAUCCCUAUAUAUGUUUCCUGGGUAAAUAUGAGUCCCGAAAGGUAUGCACUGUACAGAACGAAUCAAUAAAUUCUGUUCUCUCUGAAUUUUGACUGCAUUAGUAGAGCAAAAUAAAAGAAUUUUGCAACUAGAA